UUUUUUUAUUUCUUUUCGUUGUUUAGUAACAAACAAAAUGGCCGUGUUUUAACUAUCGACAAAACUUUUGCAGAAUUUGGGUGAGUUAAGUGCGAGGUAACGAUGGAAUCCGAAAAAGCAGAACCGACUUCUGAUUCUACGGAAAAAACGAGUGAAGAAAAUCAAGGUGGUGAUGUAAUUAGCUCCAAGGAAAACGAGACACCGGCUAAAACUGAUGACGAAGUAAAAAGUUGUAACAAAAACGAUGUUACAAGCGAUAAGAAGAAGGAAGUUAAAGCUAAAACGUUAAAUAAUUCAGGUAAACUAAACACCAGUGGCGAACAGGAAGUCGUCGACGUCCCCGACGCGUUUUUCGACGAUUUUCUGGACAAUGAUUUCAUGGAAGGACUUGACAUCGUCGACGAUGUUGACGACGAGGAUAACGAAACCGAAAAAGCGGAGAAAAAAGCUCCGAAAAAAGAACCUAAAUCCAAACCUAAACCUAAAAGUCAACCCUCUCAAAGAGACCCCUUGAAAACCAAACGGGACAUGGAGAACUACCAAAUCAAAUACAAUAAGGACAAGCAAAUGAAGCUUAUUUCACAAAGGUUAGAUUCCGGGCUUGUGCCACCUGGAAUGGAAAUGGAUAUUGAAGCAGUAGAACAAGAAAUGCCUUCUGAUGAUCUUCGAGAGAAAAUUAAACAACUGAAGUCUAAAGGUGUCACCGAGGAGGGGGAGGAGUCCAAGAAUAAACAACACAAAAGUAAAAGUUCCAAGACUAAAAAAAGAAUAUCUCCAGGAUCCUAUUCAAAAAAAGGCGAAACAAAAUCUUCGCCAUUAAAACUAUCACCAGGUCCUAUACAAAGAAAAAAAUCUCCCCUUGUAAAUAGAAAAAGAUCCCCUCUCAAGAAAAGUCCUAUCGACAAAAGAAAUUCGCCGACAACAAAAAAAUCGGUCGAACGAAGAACUUCGCCUUUGAAAAUAAGUCCGAAAAUGGCUUCGCGAGAGAGGUCCAGAACCAUAAACCGGCGAUCUAGAAGUCUAGAAAGUCCGGACAGAAGAAGACGCAGCAUUCACUCGCGAAGCCCGCUCAACAAAAGGCAAAGAAGUCCAGAAAAACCGUUUUACAAGGCGAAGUUCCCGAAACUGGGACGCCCAAGCCCGCCACCCAGGCACUUCAGGAGGUCGCGGAGUCGAAGUCCAGACAGGCGGCGGAGGAACUUCAGGGAUUUCAGGGAUUUAAGUCCUGUAAGGAGAAGGUCCAGGUCCAGGUCCAGAUCUAGGCCUAGGGAUCCAAAGAAGUAUAAGUAUGUUGAGAAGAGUUUCUUGGAGGAGAUAGCGGAGAAGUUGAACGGAAUACCUUCGCAGUUCAAUAAUAGAAUGCAAAUGAACAAUGUUCGGUACCCGGUUCCCGCGGCAGCGCCCUCUAACGUUGUUUAUCCACCCAUACAACAAAAUUACGAUCAACAGUUCUUUUUAGGGAAUACGAAUCUUAAUCCCCCCCAAAAUGUUAUGGGGCAAGUUCCUAUGUCCACUGCCUACCCAAUGCAGCACAACAUGAUGCAGCAGUAUCCCCCUCAACAGCAACAGAUGGCUCAGCAUUUCCCCACCAUUCCCCUAAAUCCAUCAUCCAUCCCCCCCAUCACCAAACCAAACGUGCCGACUGUUCAAAAGCCUGCUCCGACACCCAACAUCAUAUCGGUGCCAUCUGCCAGCACACAAAAUCGAGAUCUUGCGAAGCUGUAUGAACAGAAAAAAAUCUCCCUGUCGGAUUAUCUGUGCAUAUCGUCGAGACCUGAAGUGCAAACGUCAAAUCCCGAACAAUUGAAGGAAAAGAUAAAGGUUAUAUCGAGAUGCCAGGAUGCGGUAAAAUUUUUGGACGUUGAGAAGAAAUAUAGUGGCAAACUGGCCGCCAAAUCGUCCCUGAUCGCGGAAGUACCAACCGCGAAGUACAAAUCGCCCCUGCUGCGCAACCACAAGAACAGCAUACCUUUCACCACGCCCCCUAAAAAAAUACCCCCCGGUCAGGAGUUCUCGGCGUACCUGGAGCGCCUGUUGGCCGCCAGCGGGUUCAAAACGACCGCGGAGGAGGAAGUUGCGCCGUCGAAGGAAGCAGACGAAGAGUCACCAUCAGCGAACGCCGUGAAGCGCAUGCGCGACGGGCAGCUGUCGAAAAUGAUUCAGACCGAGCCGGCGCCGUGCAAAAAGUGCGAACUUCACAAGCGCAAGACGUUCGCGACGGUCGGCGUGCAGUGCGGCGAGUCGCAGACGGGAGACGCGGAGACGCAGGUGACGGAGGACGAUCUGCUGCCGAAGAAGCGCAGCCUGGCCGGCUUGACGCCCGCGCAGCUGCUGGGGAAGAAGAAGGAGGAGCCGAGGAACAACUUCAGGUACUCGCCGAGCCGCGAGGACGCCCGAGCGCCGCCGCCCAGGACCUUCCAGCCGUACAAUCCGAUGAUGCAGCAAGGGAAUCCGUACGGUGCCUAUGGACCAUACGGAUACGGCAGAUUUUAAUUAAAUUAUAUUAUUAGCUUGGAUGAUCGUAGUAUUUUUUUUACGAAUGUUGUAUUUUUUUUUAUUGAUGGUAAUGUAUUUAAGUUACACCGAUUAAUUUGUUCUUAGACGUGAUUUAAAUAUGUAUAUGUUAAUAAAUAAUGUAUGUAAGUA
Messenger RNA from Brassicogethes aeneus, 2646 nucleotides. Lineage: Eukaryota; Metazoa; Arthropoda; Insecta; Coleoptera; Nitidulidae. The record is from the annotation of a GenBank genome assembly.